CGCCGUUGAGACUUGAGUGCAGGCGUGCGCGUGCGCCGGCUUCGCUUCGUUUUGCUCCACUCGGCUCUAGUCCGUCUCGCCGGCAACGCGUAUAUCCCUGUCUAUCGGACGUUUCUCAGCACGUGCGUCUUUCACCCGACCCGGCGUGGCCUUCCGAGAACUCGACAAUGGGCCGAUAACGGCUAAUUGCUCGUUUGCUAUCGUGUAGAUCGCGAGUGCAGUGUCCAGUAGGGUGUGAUGGAAAACUGCGCGCUCAUACCUGAACCCGUAACGAUGUACACGCAGACGGAAGCGUUGAGAGAUGUGAAGGACUUGUCCAAGAAUUUGAUGAGCGGAGACUUUGAACGGCAGUACGCGAAAGAUAUAACAGAGAAAGGUGGUAAAAAGCGGCGGGGAUGUGUGAUUUUUGGGGUGACGGUCGGAGCUUUGGCGGUUUGGUUGCUGGUCCUCACGAUAGUCCGCGAGGUGCAGGUCACCCGGUUGCGACGAGAGGUCGAAGAGCUGUCAGCUAAUAUGAUCGCGAUGUCAGCAACAGUCAAGUCCUUGAACGAGAAGCUCACCAACAACAGGCUCUUCAAUGAAUUCAAAACCUUGGAGGACACGAUAUACGCAGACGACGACCAAGAUGUCAAUUUAGUUGACGACGCCAUAGUGCCACACAAAGAGGCCCAGGGCUCCGAGUCUCUGGAUAAGCUCCACGACCUGACAGUGCUGGAGGAUGACAACGAGCUCGCUGAUGAUGAAGACAUGUACGAUGGAGAUGAGAGCGGCGACUGGUACCCUGAUUAUGAUAAUAGGCGAGAAAAGAUUGGAACUGCGAGCAUGGUGAGACUGAAGCCGGAAGACUUCACAGUGACGCUGGCGAAGGCACAGCAACUCAAGAUCAAGGAAAUCAAGCGACUACUCAACGAGAACCCAGAGAUCCAAGAUAUACCGCACCUGCCGUCGACGGAGCCUCCUCGGGAAAAACGCAGCGUAUUCCCCGACACCACCCUCGAGAGCGUUUCAGACUUCACUGCACCGAAAGUCAUGUCUAAAAUGGAGGAGAGACGCAAGACAAAGAAAUUCUCCCCGAACGCCGAUGCUCAUAACAAAAUGGCUUUACACACUGUAUCCAGAACUGCGAGGAACAGUAAUGAUGAGGGGGGUGCCCCCCGGCGCGCCUUCAUAGCCGCCCAUUUCCAUGGCAACACAUCACAUCUCAGCCCCGAGAUACACGAGCACUAUAAAGGAAACGGCCUAGUCCGAGUGGCGCACGGCGCUCAUCACGACGUGUGGUACCCGUCGCCAUGGACGGCUGCGUCGCCGCUGCACGCGCGCCCCACUCUCAGCAGGAAUGGCCACAUCAACGUGCACCACAACGGCGUCUACCUUGUCUACGUGCAGAUAUACUAUUUGGAUAGUCACGACAUAAUAUCGUGGGUACUGCACAGAAGCAACAGGUACAUGGAGGGACGGGACACUCUCCUGCAAUGCGCGCAGUCUUCACACUCCUUAGAGCGACUGGAGAAGCCCAACUCUUGCUUCUCUGCCGCUGCUCUCUUCCUGAGAGCAGGCGACAUACUCGCUGUGAGGAACACCGGCGGAGAUAGACACUCGCUGAUGCAGCCCGAGAAGAGUUUCAUAGGUCUCAUUAAGCUGGCCGACGCCGAAGAACCGAACGACGAAAUGUAGUUUUAUAAGUCGUCAUAAGUUAUAUUUUUCCAAGUACUUUGUCAAAUUACAGGGUCUCUGGAAAUUCAUCAGUACAAAAUCUUUUUAUAAAAAAAAUAUUACUGUGCUACGCACCGAAUUUGGUAUUUAUUUUUGUAAAUCUCUACAGUUAUGAUUAGUUUUGUUUAAAGUACGAAUAUGUACGAAUAUUAAUUAAGUAUAGAAAGUAUUUAAGGGUCAUUAAAGCUUAAAUAAAAAUGUUAACAUAAGUCUUCGAAAUGUUCAGACAUUUUAAUAGGAGCAGGUAAAUUCUGAAUUCGAAUGCUGAAGUAAAGAAGUGAAUGCUUCGAACCGUAACUUGGAAGCAUAGUGUUCACGCCGCAAUGAAUGAAAUAUAAAACUAUGCGGCCUUUCUCACUCUCAUAAUACGAGUAAGUUUUAGUAGUAACGUCACGGACCAAUGGCAGUUGGUAGGUGGCCAUUACUCAUUUCAGUAGAUAAGGUUGCGGGACCGAUGAUAUCGAUUCUCGUACCAAUAACGGCAGAUCGCCUUUCUCUCUAUUUCAGUUUCCAUGGGGACUGAAUUUGAAAUUCUAUAACGCGUAUCUGCAUAAGUUAGCUUAAGUUUCCUAUUGUAUUAUUUUUCAAUAAAAUGAUAUACUUGUUCGCAUCUAUUAAUUCUUGCCUAGCUGAGAAAUUCAGCUUUACAAUAAUGUUUAGUGAUAUUUUAUACUAUAGUCAUAAAAGUGCCAUUACGGGAAAAUAACUCAUUUCAUGUUUAAGUGUUUUAAUACUAAUAAUAAUAAUUUUUAUGUUCGGGAAAAUCGAGUUUAUUUCAUAGAAUUUAGCAUUAGGUAUAUAAUCAAUAGGUAUUAUAUAUUUCUGUAAUCUUCAUCAUGAAUUUCAUUUUCCAAAUUUUUCUUUACUGUUAAAUAUCUCAAUAGUAGUAUACACCGUGCUACCGGCCGCGUCUAUAAUCCGCCGCGACAUGUAUGUAUCCAUUAAGAGAAACUCUAUAGUAAUAUUAAAAAUAAGCUGAAGCACAUUCACACGCUAUCGAAAAAAAAAAUUAAAAUUGAUGAAAAAACUUCAGAACAUCCUGUUUCAUUCUGUUUGGAAAUAAGAAGUUAAUGAACUUUGACCUAGUUUCAGAAAUUUUGUUGUUUAAUACCUACAUACCUACUAUUUUUGAUACACCUAGUCGGCGGCAGUGUCUUUACUAGGGCUGUUAAUAAAAUAUCGAUAUAUCAAAAUAUCGACAUUAUCACUUAAUAGCGAUAAGUAUUCAUUACUAAUAUUUUUAUGGACGAUAUAUCGAUAGUUCGAUAUUGAAACGUAGAUAUCGAUACUAGAUAUUUUUAACAAGUUUUAAUUUUUUAUAUCCCUCGCAAAUUAUUUAAACUAAAACAUUAUCAAACAUAAUCUACUUUACUUUAUUUAUACUUUAUUACGUUUUUCAUAUUUUAGUUUAUUUAAUUGCAUUUUAUCGAAAAUGUCACUGAAAUAAGUAAAACGUAAUGUAUUCAGAUAGUAUACACUACUUUACCCUCAGACAAAACUUUAAACAUGUUUAAUCGUAUUCAUUUACUUGUCAAUUUAGUUACAUAAAAAAAUAGUGAAGUUUAAUAAAUACUUAAUUGUUAAAAGUUUUCAUUUAGCCGAAAACUUUAUUUUGAAAUUAUCGAUAUAUCGAGAAUCCGAUAUUUUAAAAAAUAGCAAGCCCUAGUCAUUUGCGGUUUCCUUUUUGAUAACGCCGCUCGCCGCCUAACCCGUAACUAUUGUCGGCAAUGUCCAAAAAUAGGUACAGGUAAGAAAUGUAUCUUUCGAUCGUUUCUUAUAACGCAAGGUGAUUGGUUGGGUCUUAAUAAUUCGAUCAUUCGGGUCACGGGUCUUUCGUGUUUUGUGUAUCGUUACGACUCGACUUAAAGUAUGUAGUUACUUGAGUCUUAAACUGAACAUCCGUAGGACAUGAAUCGGAACCCUUUUCUUAUUCGUUACAAGUAAUCCAUCGACUACAAUUGCACCUGACGGUAGUGUAGUAAGUGAUUAUGCAAUCUGAAAUGGAAACGGACUAACUUAUUAGGGGGAGUAUUUGAAUCCACGGCUUGACGGUACGUCUUUGUCGGUAGGGUGGUAACGAGCCACGAUCGAAGUCUCCCACCAGCCAGGCCUGGACCAAAACCCCAAUCGGCCCAACCGAGGUUCGAACCCAGGACCUCCGUCUUGUAAAUCCACCGCGCACACCACUGCGCUACGAAGGCCGUUAAAAUUCCGAACUGAUCGGAUUUUAGGUUGCUAUUCUGUAGAGUGAUGUUGUACGACUGACCGACGAGUAUUCGAUCCAGAUAAUUGUUACAAGUCCAAUUCAGUGUGGUGAACAAAAAUCGUUCGCAGAUUAUUUGAGGCGCUUACGGCCGCGUCACUCGCUCACGCACAAGUACUGAUCGGGUAUCAGAGAUUCGAUCAAUCGCGAUCGACACAGGUCUAGUACGGGUUAACACCCGUAAAUAAAAUAAAAUUUAAUUUAAAGAAAUAGGUUAAAGUGAAUGACCUCAAAGCUCAAAGGGACCGACGGGCUGCCGACGUGACUGCGGCGAGGAGGUAGGUAGAUGUUUGAAAAUACAGGAUGUGUUAAAAUAAUCGAUUUUUGAAAGUUUAUUACAAUUGUAACUCCUUGAAUUGUACUUUGUUUUUUUUUUUAAUAACACUGAUGGAUAAUAGACAUUGGGUACAUUAUGUGGGAUUUUGGUUUAAGACGAAUAACGUAGCGCGGUGUAUAUUUUGAUAUUAUGCAAAAUACAUUUCGCCAAGAAAAAUAUCAACAUUACGUUGGUAAGAUUGAAGUAUUUUUAAGUGUUUUCCUUUUUUUUCAUUACUUUCUAUAAAGUAAUGAUGUAAAUUUAAUUACAUUAUAAUUUUUUUUGUAGGCUUUAUUAGACACUAUUUUCUAAUGUGGUCUUUAAAAAAGUCUCCUCUGGCAUUAUGCUAAAUAAUUCAAAAUAAUGGCAUUAUUAUUACUUUUUGGGUGUAAAAAUAAUAAUAAUGCUUAAUGCAUAAUUAUUAUUUUUACAUACACUAGUACAUUUCAUUUACAUAAUUCGGCGCUUUUCAUAUGACGUUGUAUUGUAUAAUACAGUUGCUUCAUAAUUAUUUAACUUUUAUGUUAUAUUUAAGUUUGUUUAAUUAGUAGUUUCGUUAUAUCAAUCGUGACCCAUCGUUAGAUGUUAACUGAGAUCAAAUUCAAUAUUUUCUAAAGAUCUGUUAUGCCAUUGAUAUUGAUGUUUGUAAUGAUAUUAAUCACUUAGAGUUACAUAAUUUAUUACUACAUUUGUACGAAAAAACUAAUGUCCUGUUGCAUUGUGAUCAUUGAUGUUAUAUGGUCAGAAUAAAAUUAUAAUAAAAAUAA
Messenger RNA from Bicyclus anynana (squinting bush brown), 5059 nucleotides. It is a transcript of the gene egr, whose product is annotated as protein eiger. The record is from RefSeq and is a predicted model, not a curated record. Gene Ontology annotation, biological process: immune response. The coding region runs from base 238 to 1674 and encodes 478 amino acids. The transcript is spliced from 8 exons. Gene Ontology annotation, molecular function: tumor necrosis factor receptor binding; receptor ligand activity. Gene Ontology annotation, cellular component: membrane. Lineage: Eukaryota; Metazoa; Arthropoda; Insecta; Lepidoptera; Nymphalidae.